Mercenaria mercenaria is the source of this 14466-nucleotide messenger RNA. RefSeq lists its product as uncharacterized. Gene Ontology annotation, cellular component: cytoplasm; spindle microtubule; nucleus. NCBI's taxonomy places the organism in Eukaryota, Metazoa, Mollusca, Bivalvia, Venerida, Veneridae. The coding region runs from base 350 to 1543 and encodes 397 amino acids. Gene Ontology annotation, biological process: regulation of cell cycle. The transcript is spliced from 6 exons. The record is from RefSeq and is a predicted model, not a curated record.
UGGACAAUAUAAGCAAGCGUUAAGAAACUUCUGUAAUGUCAAAUGGUAUAAUUUUCUAAUACACUUACACGUCAAUUUCAGGAGUCAUGGCUUCCAGUAAUAAUAUUCACUUCGAAUGGAGAAGUACAGAUGAUCUGCCGUUUCCACAAAUAUCUUUGGCAACUGUUUCAGCUUUCAUUAAUAUCUGGCCAUUUAUACGCCGACGUUUUCUUGUCAUAUCUGAAAGGUUGAUGAAGUUUGAGUUUUUAAGACAUUUAACACUUCUAAAGUACCCUAGAGAGAACAAACCCAGCAUCAUAAAUAUUGCCGUUGCCGGAUUUUACUUUUAUGGGUAUAAAGACUGUGCCGUAUGCUUUUGUUGUGGACUGUCUUUAUCUGGAAUGACGGUAACGUUUGUCCAAUUUUAUUACAUUCAGAAAAGUCACCCAGGUGCCCCUUUCUUCUUCACAAUGCAGAAAGAAAUAUUCGAUUUUUUACCGGGACGAUAAUUGAAAACCAGAUACUUCAGAACUCUUGGGUCGAUGAUCAAGUCCUUGAGCAAGCGUUAACUGUUGAUAGAAAUGUGUCUGUUGAGAGGAUAUAUGAUCAUGAAACGUUUCAGGAUCAAACUAAUGUUACAAGUGAGGUUGAUACAGAACAACCUUCAUUCUCCAUUUUCACGUAUGACUCUCUGCCAGACCCAGAAAUUUUGUACAGAUCAGUAGGGGAGGAAACUCUUCCGUCUGUUUACCAUGACGAUGUGUUUGCAAAUCUAACCAUAUUCGAAACGGUCGGAUCAUAUAAUCCCCAUUCGCAAGACAGUAGACAGGCCUCAGAUAUCGUCAGUGGCGGCCAGGCUACAAAUGAAGUAUCUCUAAAUAACAGUCAUUACUGUCCUGAAAAUGAAUUAGAAAAUAUUUCAGUUGCAGCGGGAAUGAAUAACCGAAGUGUAGGACAUUUGAAUAGUGAAGUUUCAAAUAUUGAGCGUGCAGUGAAUCCAGAUGUUAGAUUUACUGAGAGUCUGAGAAUAAAGAUUCACACAGCAUCGCAAAAUAUACCUGUUGAAAUGUUUCAGAAUAUCGGUUCCGGUUCCGUUAGUGACAUGAAUGUACACACCGAAGAAUGUCAUGAGCUGUUAGCAUUAAAUUACCUGUCUGAGAGACUUAAAAGUUUUAAUAGAUGGAAAAGGGAAACCAUAGUAAAGACAUUCGACCUAGCUAUUGCUGGAUUUUAUUACACAGGACAUGAAGACUCUGUAAAAUGCUUCUGUUGCAACAAGAUUUUAGGACACUGGGAAGUAGGAGAUGUUCCUUGGCUUGAACAUGCGAAACAUUCACCUGAUUGCUCCUACGUUAAACAAAAUUUAAGUCCAAACUUAAUUCAGGCUGUAGGCGAUGGUGAUGAAAAAGAAGUGAAAUUGUUCAAGAAUGCCUGUCUAGGAGUUAGCGAUGGAACUGUUGAAGGAGCCUGUGCUGCAAGCGAUGCAAAGGUUUCGAUUACUAAUGUGAAAACCCCAGCUGCGAAAAAGAACAGAAGGAGGGAAAAGAAAAAUCACCGAAAAUAAUGGUAUGCAAAGAACUUCGAAAUUCUGAAGAAUAUAUGGAAUUUGUGGUUGUACUAAAUAUUGAAUCAUCAGCAACGGUGACUAUAAAAUAAGUUUAUGUAUAUAGUGUCAUAGAUUAUAAUGAUUUUCUUAUUUCGUGUCUAUAACAUUUUUCUGUUGUAUAUACACAUUUAUUACGUUCUCGUAUUUCAUCUGCGUUAAGUUACAGUGGAACCGAAAACGUUAUUUUUUUUCUAUGUAGAAGUCUGAAAAUCAUAUAAUUUUAUUCAGGCUAUUGAACAAAUUCAUAAUAUUUAUAUGAUAUUAAUAUGUAUAAAUACGUUCAUUGAUAAAUAAUAUUGCGCUCCUAAUUUCGCAAAAAAAUCCACAACAUUUAUAUACUUGAUGCCUCACUUCCUUCUUUUUUACUGAAAUGCAUUAAUACUUAUCCUUUCCCUUUUUUGUAUGUUUCAUUAUAUGAUAUUUUCAUGACUUUGUAGUUUUCAUUUUUUUUUUGUUAAUAUUAGUAUCGAUAUAAUCUAUAUUAUGUGUGGUUGCUCAAGGCCAUAAGGUUUUUUGAGAAUUGUUUCUUCUUCAGUUAGAACUGACUGAUCUUUGGUCGUCUAAAAUAACAUAACAGAAGAGUAUAAUGGUUUCCAAUAGCAUUCCUAUGUUAAUUGUACAAUUUUUGAAGGUAUUGUGUUAUCAACAUUACCUCCUCCUCUAUAUUUAUGCCCACCUUCGAAGAAGGAGGGGUAUAUUGUUCUGCAAAUGUCGGUUGGUCGGUCGGUCGGUCGGAAUGUAGACCAAUCCGUUUCCGGAUGAUAACUCAAGAACGCUUGGGCCUAGGAUCAUGAAAGUUAAUAGGGAGGUUGGUCAUCACCAGCAGAUGAUCCCUAUUGAUUUUGAGGUCAGUACGUUAAAGGUCAAGGUCACAGUGACCUUGAAUAGUAAAACGGUUUCCGGAUGAUAACUUAAGAACACUUGGGCGUAGGAUCAUGAAGUUGAUAGGAAGGUUGGUCAUGACCAGCAGAUGACCCUUAUUGAUUUUGAGAUCAGUACGUUAAAGGUCAAGGUCACAGUGACCCUGAACAGUUAAACGGUUUCCGGAUGAUAACUCAAGAACGCUUAGGCCUAGGGUCACAAAAGUUUAUAAGGAGGUUGGUCAUGACCAGCAGAUGACCCCUAUUGAUUUUGAGGUCAGUAUGGCCAAGGUCAAGGUCAAUAUGACCAGGAACAGUAAAAUGGUUUUCGGGCAAUAACCCAAGAACACUUGGGCCUAGUAUCAAGAAAAUUAAUAGAUAGGUUGGCCAUGACCAGCAGAUGACCCCUAUUGAUUUUGAGGUCAUAAGGUCAAAGGUCAAGGUCACAUUGGCCAGGAACAGUUAAACGGUUUCUGAUCUUCUUGUCCAAAACCAUAGGGCCUAGGGCUUUGAUAUUUGGUAUGUAGCAAAAUCUAGUGGUCCUCUACCAAGAUUGUUCAGAUUAUUUUCCUGGGGUAAAAUAUGGCCCCAUCCUGGGGGUCACAUGGUUUAUAUAGACUUAUGUAGGGAAAAACUUUGAAAAACCUCUUGUCCAAAACCACAGGGCCUAGGGCUUUGAUAUUUUGUAUAUGACAUCAUCUAGUGGUCCUCUACUAAGAUUGUUCAAAUUAUUCCCCUAGGAUCAAAUAUGGCUCCGCCCUGGGGGUCACAUGGUUUACAUAGACUUAUUAGGGAAAAUCUUCUUGUCCAAACCACAAAGACUAUGGCUUUGAUAUUUUGUAAUGUAGCACCAUCUAGUGGUUCUCUACCAUGUUUGUUCAAAUUAUCCCUCUAGGGUCAAAUAUGCCUGGCCCCAGGGGUCGGUCACAUGGUUCAUAUAGACUUAUAUAGGGAAAAACUUAGAAUUUUCAUGUCCAUAACUAACAUCAUUCAAAUUUGGACCACAUGUAUAGUUUUGAGUGGCAAGAUGAACCUUGACAUGAGUUGACCUUGAUCUUGACCUAGUGACCUACUUUCACAUUUCUGUAGCUACAACCUUCAAAUUUGGACCACAUGCAUAGGUUUGUGUACGGAAAAAAACUUUGACCUUGUUAUUGACCUAGUGACCUACUUUCACAUUUUUGAAGGUGCAGGCUUCAAAUUUGGACCACAUGCAUAGUUUUUUGUUCCAAAAUAAAAUUUGACCUUGAUUUUGACCUAGUGACCUACUUUCACAUUUCUCAAGCUACAGCCUUCAAAUUUGAACCACAAGCAUAGUUUUGUGUACUGAAAUGAACUUUGAUCUUGAGAUUGACCUAGUGACCUGCUUUCACAUUUCUGAAGGUACAGGCUUCAAAUUUGGACGACUUGCAUAGUUUUGUGUUCCGAAAUAAAAUUUGACCUUGAUUUUGACCUAGUGUCCUACUUUCACAUUUCUCAAGCUACAGCCUUCAAAUUUGAACCACAUGCAUAGUUUUUUUUGUACCAAAAUGAACUUUGAUCUUGAGAUUGACCUAGUGACCUACUUUCACCUUUCUGAAGCUACAGGCUUCAAAUUUGGACCGCAUGCAUAUUUUUGUGUUCUUCAUUGAAUUUUGACAUUGAUUUUUACCUAUUACCUACUUUCACAUUUCUCAAGCUGCAGCCUCCAAAUUUGAAGCACAUGCAUAGUUCUGUCUACCGAAGUGGACUUUGACCUUGAAAUUGAUCUAGUGACCUACUUUCACAUUUCUCAAACCACAGCUUUUAAAUUUGAACCACAUACACAUUGUUUAGUACCGAAAUGAAAACUGACCUUGAUUUUGACCUUGAGCUAGUUUUGAAAUUUGGAACAUUCAAAAAUGGCUCAGUGGAUGGCGCCAAGAUCACUCUGUAAUCUCUUCUUAGGUUAAUAGGUUAAAGGUCUAGGUCAGAUUAAACUAGAAUGGUAGAACUUUUGUUUACAGUGAGCAUAUAAUUUCUGUUCCUUGUGCAAUUACUGAAUGCAUCAAGUGGGGCAUUUCGUGUUCGACGAGCUCUUGUUAUAUCUUGAAUUUGCAUUUGUUUUAGUGUCAAUUUCGUUGUUCAUAACAUAUAUUAUUGCACUGAAUUAGCUUGUUGAGCUUGUUGAGCCGUUCCAUAUACUUGCAAUGAGCUCAUUAAAACCCAUUUUGUACGAUACUGUAUCAAACACAUUGAUAUGUGUUUUUCUUUUACUUAAACUUUUUGUAUGAACUGUAUUACCAUGAAAUUUUAUAAAGAAAGCAGAAAAGAGUAGUAUUAUUACUUAAAACCUCUGGCAAAUAUUCAGAGAAACCAUUUUAAGUAUUAUUAAGGAAAACUUAUGUAAAGUAAGUUUUAAUAACAGCAAGAAGUCUAUUAUAUAAAGAUGUGUUUAAUUAUCCUGGGGGUAUUUCAAAGAUUAUGAAGAUCUAAAUGGAAAAUAUUUUUUGAUUGAUUGAAACAGUAAACAACAUGGAAUGAACACACAGAUUAUUAUAAAUGAUAACUAUACUUGAACUGAAGUGUUAAGAUUGUAUACUGUAUACAAUGAGUAAAGUUAUACUCACCAGAGUUUUAUGAAUGGAUUACAAAUGUUUUACAGGAAAAACACAGACCACCAAUUUUUAAAGGUCAGUGACUACUAAUUUUUUAAAGUUAGGAACCACUAACGUUUAAGGUCAGUGGCCACUAACUUUUCAAGGUCAGUGACCAUCAUAUUUUAAAGGUUACAGUCCACCAUUCUAUAAAGCAGAAUAAAGUUUGCUGACUUUUCCCUAACCGAAUUCAACCUUUCCUGAAUUUCGAAUUCACUGAAACUUAACAGGACACCUAUGAGCAUGAUUAAUAAAUGUUGGCCUCAUUCGACACUUUAAAGCAGAACUUGUAAAGAUCGACGACUGUAACAGUGUAUCGAAUACACAUGGCUGCUUCCUUCUCACUAUGCAGUACAGUGCACAUUUAAUAAUUUUACUGACUUACGGCAAUGCACAUCAUUUGAAGCAGUAACUGUUUCAUAGUUUUAGUAUCUAUAUGUACUUAAAUAUCAAAAUAACAUAACGGUCGCUUCAAAUUUUGUAUUCAGAAACUAUUGUAAUAAUGUGUUUGCAGUCGGUUGAUUAGUAAAUGUACGAGGUCAACAUUUAGAAAAAUAUUUUUUCAUACUUAUUUUAAAGGUCUAGAUCUUGGCAGUGGUCUGGUGGCUAAUGACUUUUACACUAUAAUUCCAGUAUAUAGUGGUAAUUGUUUAUUGGAAAGUCAGUCUACCUUAUAACUGUAUCAAUUAGUGAGAAGAGUAAACAGUGUAUAUAUUAUUAAACUUUUAUAAUAUGUAAUAGCUAAACUUUAUAUCUGUUUUUGGCAUUUUUUUAUUAGAAGAAAAUGUUUGUUGUUAAAACAUAUUGAAAAAGUAAUAAUAAGAAACUUAUCUAGGAAUAUAUUACAAAUUUCAUCAUGUUUAGGAAGAAAAAUAUUUUUUUUUCAUGUUCUAUCACAUUCAAAUUUGUUUUUAGGAGAAAUAAGACAUUCACUCAUCUGAAGUUUUAUUUUACUGCUUUCUGGAUAUUGUUAAGGACUGAAAACCGAAUGUGCAUUUCGGUGUUAUAAAGUCAAUCAUGAAAAAGGUACACUUCAUACAACUUAUUAAUGAAAUUGAAAAUUCAUUAUAGAUAAAACACAGCAAUUUGAUUUUAUUUUGUCAAAUUACAGUCACAUAAUGGUGAUUGUAUGAAUAUAAGAUAAAUAUUUUCCCAUUCUUUUUAUAAACAUAAUGGUAAGAUCACUUUCACUGGUAUGUCAUUUUUUAUCAUUAUGAUAUUGGCAGAUAUUGAUUGUCAGUACAAGUAAAUUAUUAUUUGUUUGUUUUGGGUUUAACGCCAUUUUUCAACAGUAUUUCAGAUAUGUAACGGCGGGAAGUUAACCUAACCAGUGUUCCUGGAUUCUGUAUCAGUACAAACCUGUUCUCCGCAAGUAACUGCCAACUUCCCCACAUGAAUCAGAGGUGGAGGACGAAUGAUUUUAGACACAAUGUCUUUUAUCAAAUCGUCAUGGAGAACACAGGGCUCGAAUUCACGACCCCCAGAUCCGUAGAUCUGCGCUCUCCCUAUUGAGCUAAGCGGGCGGGCAGUAAAUUAUUGAGUUUACUUAUAAUAAUAAUUAUUAUUACUACAAUUUUUAUUAUCACUAUAAAUAAUAAUGAUUAUUAUUAUUAUUAUACAUUCACUGAAGGACAAUUAAUUCCUUUCAACUUCACUGCACAGAUUAUCAUGGUCUAGUGUUGACCCCUGUUGUGCUAACUGCCCAUCAGUUAGCUACUAUUACAUAAUCGCUGAUAAGCAGCAGAUAAGACAGGAGCUGUUUAUUGGAUUUGGGUGAGUGGGGGGGGGGGCACUUAUAUAGUAGUGGAUCUAGGCCUUUAAGCACGUCAUUUGAUAGUUGACAAACGAAUCGCAAUUCAGCUAAAAAUGUAAAUAUUUUAUUUUCAUAUUGCAGAAUCAAUACGUACAUUUUACUUUUUUCUUGCAUUUUAGUGUGCCCUUAUUUUUUAAAAUAUACUUUAUACGGUAUCAUAAUUUGCACAAUGAAUAAUUAUUUUAUUAUACAUAAUUGAUUGGUACAAGAAGCUGUGAUACAUUAUGUGACUUUGAAAAGAUUCAUCCUAUAUGUACAAGGCCACAUUGCAAACUAAAACGUCAAUUACAAGUCAUUUAUUUGAAUUGCAUCUUUUAUUUGAUAGUUUGCAAUGUGUGAGACUGCCAAUGUACAUGACAAAUCAAACUGCCCAAUGGAAAAAAAGACAGUUUUCGAAAUUAUUUUCCAACCAUUUGAAAGUAAAUGUAAGAAAGUAACAGUGUUAAUGUUAACCGGAUGGAGGUUAAGUAAGAAAAUCAAGACAUUACGUACGUGGAUAAUUAAAAAACAACAACAACAACAACAAUAGAUGUGUCUUAAAUAUGCUUACAUAAGCUUAACGAUAAUAUUCCAUUUGUAUUCGAAUUGUUUUUAAUUUGUGUCUCUAAUUUCACUUGUGGCUUCAUUUACCAUAUCAAGGAUGUAUCAUGUUUGUUAAGAUUUUGCUGUGUUACUCAAGCAUGCUGUAAAUAUUGCCAUUAUUUUAUUUCAUGCUGACCUUCAAAUAUGUUAAUGUUUUUAUUACACUUUAAUUUAUAGAUUCAUAUUUUUUUCACUAGCAUAUAAGUUUUAAUAUUAUCCCUGUUGUUGAUUUACUGACCCCAUAGUGACUUAUUGUGUUUCCCCCUACUAUGGGAGACAUACUGUAUAAUCUGGUAAAUAAGCCUAUACGCUUAUAAUAAUUUUAGUGGCACUUUCAUGCGCCUAUUUUUGAUAUGCGCUUAUACUUAAGCCGAAACUAUGCGCUUAUAGACAAUAGCAAAAAGUGGAAACUUCACAGGUCGCUCAACACGACAAAAACGAAAAUGUUGCAGGCUCGUGUGCGUCUAUUUUUGAUAUAUUUGAAAAUUGACAGUGCAUACCUCGGUUGAGAAAACGAAAGUAAAACAUGGACAUGGACAUGCGCAGUGAACUACUUCCUUUUAUUGCAUACAGUAUUUAUACAUAAUGAAAGCAGAGUGAUCAUAUUGCAAAUAAUGUAUACUUUCAUAAAAGUCAACAAUUUCUAAUUUCUAUUCCCUAGAAUAGGGUUUGCGUUUAAAAGGCAUUUUAUCCAUAUUGUUUUCACAGAUUUACACAAGAAUGAUAAACUGUAAUGAGAAUGCAAACAACUUUUCCGGUAUUCAAACUUCUAUUUUCAUUUACUGUGAAAAUUUUCUAUUCAAAAAGCAUGAUUAUCGUAAACGAUUAACGUUUUACCAGACAAUAUACGUUAAAUCUUUUAACACCCAUCGGCUAUUCAACAGGUAAAACACUUGUCACCUUUAUUCAUGAUAAACAAUUACCCGGUUAACCAUUACCGUUAAUUACGUCUUUUUGCUGCAUCUGUUGUUUGUUUACCAGUAAUCGGGUACGCGCCUUUUUUCGAGACAAAAUUACGGUAAGGGCAUGACAUGCGCUUAUUAUCCUAUACAUAAUAACGGUAAGGCCGUAUGCGCUUACUUUUGAUGUGCGCUUAUAUUCGAAUAUGCGCUUAUUCACCAGAUUUUACAGUAUUGUUUUUGCUCUGUCCGUCUGUUCGUUAAACCACAUUUCCGAUGAAUUUGACCUAUAACCUUCAAACUUCAAAGAAUGAUAGGGCUUACGGAGUAAAUGGCCCUUAUAGCCUUUGGGAUUAAUCCAUCAAAGGUCAAAGUCACAGGGGCCUAAACAUUGAAAACAAUUCCCGAUAAAUACCCAAGAAUGUUGAAACUUUUUAGGAUAAUUGGACAUGCUAUGACCCCUAUUGAUUUUAGGAUCAAUCGAACAAAGGUCAAUGUCACAGGGUUCAGAAUCAAUCAUACUUCAUUUUGGAUCAAUAACUGCAGAUCCAUUUCACCUAGAACCUUCAAACCUCAUACAGUGAUAGGACUGAUAGAGAAAAUGACCCUUAUCAAUUUUGGGGUCAUUCCAUUAAAGCUCAAGGUCACAGGGCCCUGAACAUGGAAAAUCGUUUCCAGUCAGUUACUUGGCAACCAUUUGACUCAGAAUGUUGAGCCUUCAUAGGAUUGCUAGACAUGCAGAGUCGAUGAUCCCUAUUGAUUUUGGGGUCACUCAAUUAAAGGUCAUGGGGCCAGAACAUGGAAAACCGUUUCCAGUCCAUAACUUGUCCAUAACUGGAUAACCAUUUAAACCAGAACAUUGGAAUUUCAUGGGACGGUUAGACAUGCUGAGUAGAUGAUCCCUUAGGCUAUUGCUGUUUCAGGCACUAAGCCAACCAUCCUUUUUUAUGCCCCCGAAGGGAGGCAUAUAGUUUUUGAACCGUCUGUCUGUCUGUCGGUCUGUUGGUCUGUCAGUCAGUCGGUCUGUCAGUCUGUCGGUCUGUCCGCAAUUUUCGUGUCCGGUCCAUGUCUUUGUCAUCGAUGGAUGGAUUUUCAAAUAACUUGGCAUGAAUGUGUACCACAGUAAGACGACGUGCAGUGCGCAAGACCCAGGUCCGUAGCUCAAAGGUCAAGGUCACACUUAGACGUUAAAGGAUAGUGCAUUGAUGGGCGUGUCCGGUCCAUAUCUUUGUCAUCGAUGGAUGGAUUUUCAAAUAACUUGGCAUGAAUGUGUACCACAGUAAGACGACGUGCAGUGCGCAAGACCCAGGUCCGUAGCUCAAAGGUCAAGGUCACACUAAGACGUUAAAGGAUAGUGCAUUGAUGGGCGUGUCCGGUCCAUAUCUUUGUCAUCGAUGGAUGGAUUUUCAAAUAACUUGGCAUGAAUGUGUACCACAGUAAGACGACGUUUAGUGCGCAAGACCCAGGUCCGUAGCUCAAAGGUCAAGGUCACACUUAGACGUUAAAGAUCAUUUUUCAUGAUAGUGCAUUGAUGGGCGCAAGACCCAGCUCCGUAGGUCAAAGGUCCUAAAAUCUAACGUUGGCCAUAACUAUUCAUUCAAAGUGCCAUCGGGGGCAUGUGUCAUCCUACGGAGACAGCUCUUGUUCCUUGAAUUUCGCACCUGUCCCCUAUUGACUUCUUGUCUAUUACUACUAUGCUUUGGGGGAGACAUACGCUUUUCUACAAAAGCAUAUUCUAGUUUUUUAAAGUGUUAUAUGCCAUUGUCUAAUAGUUUUUAUCGUUAUUUUGCAUCUUAACUCAGUACAGUUUUGAAUAUGUUAAUUUAGUAGUAUUAUAACUUGUUACCUUGUUUUAAAGUUGACACUAAUAUUAGAGAAAAAUAUGGGAUUUGAUGUAUACUAUGUCCAUACUUACCUGUAGUAUGAGGAAACAAACAUAAUUAACAAAAUUUUGUAUCUAAAAACAAAAACAUUUUGAAGUAUAGAGCGCAAAAAAGACAAACAACAGCGGACUCGAUUUUGUAAAUGAGUUGAGAAGUUAUGUAAUAUGCAAUACCCAUCACGCCCUUAAGUCACCCCAGGCUGAAUCUCUGCUACAAAAUAUGAAAGAAAAGGCCAACAGAUCAAAGUAUUGUGCAUUUUAUUUUUAAAUUUACAUUUGAUAUCAAACUCCGUUGCACAGAAGGUAAGCAUUCAAUAGUUGAUUUUUAAAGGUCAUAGAUUAUUUAUUGACCUUCUAAUAAUUGUUUGCGGUAUAGAAGCGUUGCACCAUUUUAGCACCAGAAUUCAGGUGAAACUUGUGAAAAAACGUGUGAUAUCUUAACAUCACCAAGCGUUGUAAAAUGCACCUGAUACCACCAUUUACCUACCUGUUUUUUUAACUUUUGUGUGUGUAGGGGGAAGGGGUGUUCGGGUUGAGCGUCUUUUUUUUUCAUUCGUCAGUUUAACAAACAAACCUAUAACCUUCAAACUUCAAAGAAUUUUGAAAUAGACAAAAUAUACGCUAUGUGACGCAGUGAGUUUUUAUCGAGUUGCUAAAUGAAUUUAACAAAAUUUCUUGAACUUAUUGAUUCACCAACUGUUUUGUCACAACUAAGAUAUAAAGAGGAAAUACGCUCCAGUUUAAGGACUGCACAAACAGCACGCACUUUUGUACAAAUUGAAAAAAGAAAAACAAAAACAUAAUACAUAGAUGUAGUCGGGAAUGGUUUUAUACUUUGUUUAGUGUGUGCUUUGAUCGACAGUGUCCAAUUUAGGACACGUUCUUACUAACUUCUUUUAAUAAUGUACAUAUUAGAUAAGGUUUUAUUUUAGAUAGGAUAUAUCUCAAUCAGGCCUGGAUCCAGGGCCGUACCCAGGAGCGGGGUGGGGCGGAGGUGCAACUAUUUUGGCAAAGGAAUGAUAUUUUCUCAAAAUUAAGACCCAAAAAUGCACCAGAGGCCACCAUUUCAUGCCUGUAUUGCAAAACUUUCCAGGAUGAGACCUCCCUUGACCUUCCUAGAAUGAGAGGAGUACCUCAAAAUUUUGACAAGAAAAUGCAAAGAGGACACCAUUUCAUACAUAUAUUUCAAAAAUGACUUGGGGGAGACCCCCUGACCACGCCAACCUCUAACACGAGCGGAGGGCCCCCUCCCGUACCUAUUCUAACUCGGCACAGUGCGUCUCGCCGCUGACGCCUUCUUUCUAUACGGAUCCUUGCCGAUCCCUCCGAGUAAUAUUUCUGGAUCUAGGCCUGCCCAAUUACUGAUUAGACGUUGAAUAAAAUAAUUGUUUGCUGUUCAGAUGCAAAAGAGGUACGUAUGUCACACAGUAUAAUAGAUUAUCUACAUCAUUGUCGACAUCCGCCGAAUAGUUUUGCAUGGUUUUCUUCUUUAGCGCGCCGCUAUAUCGUUUGACGCUGUUAAGGACUAACAUUGAUUUUUUUGCAUGAUAACACACAUUCUUCAGUCUUCUUUGUCUAACAGGCAAAUAAAUCGUGUCAUGUCAGGAUUUUGUAUUUCAUUUCAAUGUAAAUUGAUAAUAAUAAUAAUGAUAAUAAUAAUAAUAAUAAUAAAUGGUUCAAAUACAAUCAGCCCUUAACAAAAUACAACCACGUGAGCAGAGACCACCUGACUUUAAAGACCAUAAUUUCAUUUCUUAGUUAAACAUCGUUUGCAAAGUAUUUUAACUUGCAAAACUUGACUCUCAAAAAGAUGGUCUUUAUAGUUUGACUAAUGUUAAAACAGUUAUCUUGCGUUUGAAGGCAGCAUUCACAGAAGCGAUAAGCGGUCAUGCACAGUUAAAGCAUGUAUACAGUUAAUAUUAAGCUAUGUUGCAUUCUAUUUUACGUUCAUCAUACAAGCGAUAGCACAAAAGAAAGCAUUAUUUAUUAGCGGCAGUUAAAGCGCAGUAGAUAUAAGUAAGAAAUAGACAUUUAUGUCAUCUGUACAGUUGUGCGCAAGUUCUCCUUAGUAUAUCAGCAUUGUUAUCUGCAUAUUAUUGCUAGCUAAUAAUAUUGAUGCAUGUAGUGCUUUGCUGUUAAUUCGUGUAAAAAUAUGAAUAAAUAGCAUUUACAUACUCUUCGUUUGUUGUUUAAUCUAUUAGAAUAUACUAUCUGUAUUAAGUUUAUUACUCAGGGUACAUAUAUCGCACUAUACCAUCCACAGGAGCAGUUGGCUUACCUGUUAUGUGCUUAUUUGAUUACCAUGAUUGCCGAUACGUACAUUUAAAUAAAUAGAAACAGUUUUUGAUGCGUUUUAAGCGUAAAUGAACGAGAACUCUACAAAUAAUCAGCCGUCUUUUUAUUAUUUUGGUCCCUUUUUGGCCAAAGACAAUUAUUGACAAACUGUACAAUUAUACUAUUAUCGCUGUGUGUGUAAAAGGCGAGCAUAUUUGUCUUUAUUUCUAAGUAAAAAUCUAUUCUUUUGUUUUAUCUAAUCAGAGCUAUUAUAUUUCGUUCUUUUCAGAUCGUUCAGCACGUCUUUUUUGUUGUGUUAUUGGUACUGUUUAGUUUUUCAGCUUAAACAUUUCGGCUUGGAUGGUUCCAAUACACCCGCUUUCAUAGCUUUGCGUAUUGUUUAAUCACCCCUUUGAUAUGGUGCCUGCUUUUUAAUUUUUCUGUGAUAUGCAGGCUCCGUAACCCCAGAUCCCUUUUCUGAAUUCUGUUUGUUUAAUUCUGCUCAUUGUUUUCUCGUUAUGUUAUAAAAUUUUAUAUAACAGAUAAACACUGGAAAGAAAAAUGUGAAUAUGAACAGGUUUAGUUCGCAGUAUAACAUUUACUUAUCACGACAGCCUGUUCUGUUAAUUACCUUGACAUUUCUUUUCAUAAAUUGCAUUUCAUCAAAAUAACCACAAGUUCUGAAGCUUUAUUACCAUAGCCGCAAUAAAUUUAUUCAUUUGCAUUUGUCGUUUCUUAAAUGUAGUCCAAACUACUGACACCAGACCAGAAAGAAAAUGCCUCUUGACAAGCUAUACCUUACCCCUAGGUAUAUUAUAAGAACCAUGAUCAUGAACGGAAAAAUAUACUAACCCAUUUCAAUCGCGCAUUUCUCACCUAAAAGGCGCAGUUCGGUAAAUAGGUACAAUGCAUGUUGAACAAGUGGUAAUUUAUCUUCCAUCCUGCCAAAGUCACACUGUGUAAAUAGUUCAUAUGUUAGAGACUCUCCGCAUAUUUUAUGCUUUCGUCAACGUUACAGAAAAAAAACUUGGAUGAACUUCUUUUGUUGUAUAAAUGUACAACAAUCAUACAAUUUUUUAUUGGCCAUUCCUUUAUUGGUAUUGUUUGAUAUUAAAUAAAAUGUGACACAAUGUUUGGAAUCUUUUUAAUUGAUUUCCUUUAUAAAGGGAAUUUAACUAGCUUAUGAAGGUGAAGGAUACAAAUAUAUAAAGUAAAACCAAAAAGUGUUUGUGUUUCGGCGGUAACAGAGAAAUUGACAUUUGUCUAUUUCGACAUUGUAAGAUUUUACUUUGAAAGUAAAGAUCUGAGGAAUACUAUAACUGACAUAACUUCAAGAUUAAACUAGAGCGCUUUCAAAUAAGGGAACAUGUAUCAUUUUGUAUCAUUUUCUAGAAGGCAUUCGCUUCCACAUUUCAUUCAGUGUCCAUAUGUAAAAUAUAAAUUUGCCAUGCAUGUGUGACGUUCUAUGUAUAUCGCCGUUUGAACAUAACUGUGGAUGUUUCUAGAUUUUAUUUUUGUAAUCGUAACAUGUACAGAUGUCCACGAACAAGCUCAAUCAAACCCAGCCUGCAACAUUUCCAUUUUUGCCGUGCUAGGCGACCUGUGGGUUUUCACUUUUUUUCUAUUUUAUCAAAAAUCACGUUAUAUUGAAGUACAGAAUGAAAAAGUUUAUGUAUUGAAAUAAACACAGAUUUUAACCCUAAAGCAAAACAAACAGUUAUAUUUUUGUUUCAAUUGUCCAAACCAGCUGACAAAGUUGUAAGGUAUAUGAAUGUGCUAUAAAGCAAUAAGUGUCGUUUUUAUCGUUUGCGCUUUUUCCCUUCCUUUCUAUUUGGCUUGUGCCUCUGACAUCCCGCCAUGUUACCUAAAUUGGAAAAUUAUUAUUAUUAUACCAGAUUUAUAUAGCGCCCUUUUCAUAAUCAAUUUCACGUUCAAAGGCGCUUUACAUAGUUCAAA